GAAGACAAAGCUAUGUCCCCCCCCCCCUCUGCUUGUCUUCCGUCUUUCUAGUUUGUGACCAUGUGUGAGAGACACUUCCAUCCAACAAGCACACAUGAUCAUUUGAGGACCUCAAGGGCGACAGAUUGCUUCCCGCUUGCCUCCCGCUGACUAAACUGACGGCGCUACAAUGCUCUUAAGGCCCAAAGGCAUGAUCCAUUGUGUGCGGUGCAUGGUCACCGAGGACAGGAACACAAGAAACUUUCCACUGCUUUUUAAUGGGGCAGGUAUAACCAUGUUAACGAGUGAACAACCCCCGUGUUCCACUGUGGACGGCGUUUUCUCUAGUUCAGAAUGAAGGUCACGCCAUCCAAAAGUCUCAAACCAAAGACUGAAAUGGACCAGAAGGAUGGAGUCCGAGACAUCCAGUAGUCCCGACUCCACGGCUGUGUCCGCCUUGCAUCGCUCCAUGGUGAUACUCAGGAAGGAACUGGAAAUGAAGAACAAACAGAUUGCCAAUCUAGAGGCCAAUCUUCAACGAGCCAUGACACCUCGAACCGUGGACAGAAAUUUCAAUGACAUUUUUGAGCUAGUAGAGGUGGUCGAGAGUGACACGGACACGCAUCAACGGUCCAGCCCGGCCUCACCCACCAAGAGUGACAAGGGCACAGACAAACAUUUUGAUCCCGGAACACCCACCGAGGAUCCAAUCAUGGCAUUUGUCCUGAGUGACGAAGAAGAACGCCAACCCGCUCAAAAACACUCGCCCACUACUCCACCUCCAUUUCGGAGAAUAUCCUUAAAGAUGAACGAGGAUAUCGUCAUUCAUACCUACAAUAGUAACCACCCUCAUCAGCCACCAUCCAGGACAUUAUCGUCUUCCCACUUAAAUCCGGAGCGACCCAUUUUGCAGACCAGUCAUCCCCAUCUACCCACGGCUGAUUCGGCCAUUCAAACGGAUAUCACAGCUGUCAAACCUCGACAAUGGGCCUCCGAGCCUCUCUUAGUCAAACGGCCUUAUCUUGGAACUAGGCAUGUGGGGAAAGUGGAUUUCGCCGGACGUGGUCGAUACUCGUUGUUGAAUCGGGAUUUCACCCCACAGAAAUCCAAUCAUCGGCUCAAUCUCUAUCCUCCGACCUCUGCCAAUGAUGAGCAAAAAUCGUCGACUUUUACAACGGAAAAUUCCAAAUGGCAAGUCAAUUUAACCUUGAUAUCAGAGGAUGCAUGGGACUCGGAAAUCGAUUCCACCGACAAAUUGCUCUUUAUUGCCGAAGAAUUUGUGAGCACUGCUCGCCGGAAGCUGGUCCAAAUCCAAGACUGGAAAGCCAUUUACGGACGUUGUCCUCAAAGGAUUAGCGUCAAAGCUUCGAAUAAUGUUGAUGAAAAGCAUCAUAUUUUGUCAUCUUUCAUACCGCAGAAGAUCGAAGACUUGAGAUUGGGUUAUGAAGUACGAUUCAUUCAUAACACCAGACUAGUCAACGGAACAAUUCGUUACAUCGGAAACACGGGUACAGGCACUAAUCCUAGGGUUGGCAUUGAAACGCAAGACGUUCUUGCCUCCCGAGAUCACGCAGUAGCCGAGUGGAAAGCGUUCUUUUCGUGCGUGAAGGGUGGAGUGGGUGUGUUAGUCAAGUUGGAGAAGAUCGUUCUUUGCUUCUCGGCCUAAGGGGGCCCACAGCCCCGCCAGACCACACAUCAAAAGCCAGAUCAAUAAAGGGUGGAAAUGAUUGAAUAUUCGGAAAUAGAGCUUUAUGUAUUAUGGUCAACGAUUCCACUUUGGAUAUGAAAAAUGUCGAACUUGAUCUUUUUUUUUUAUUUGACCUCCUUGCUUGUUCUCACUCUCUCGUUCACUUUCAACUCUGGAGUGACAAUUUGUGUGGCUAUUUCUCACAAUCUUUCGCUCACUUAUUCAUGCAACGAUGCUGGUUAUUUCUGAGAAACAAAAGGGAAACAAACAGACGGCAAGUUCAUGGGUAGUUGAUGACACGAGACGAGACGAUUGGAUCACGGGUAUUGGGAUAUUGGCCUUGCGAUCCUCGUGGAAAAGAGCCUAGGCGCGAGUUCGGGUUUUCCACGGCAGAGGAGGGAACAGAGAGGUGCAGAAAAGGUGACCAAUUACAUCGAGAUCAUCAUCAAACAGCGUUUUCGCAGUGAUAGCGGUGCUAGUGCAAAGGCAGACAAAUAUCUCGGCCCACUUGCUUUUCUUAAGUAAUAAGUAUUUUCGCGACGCUUGCUGUGUAUGUACUGCGAAUUGAUGAAAACAAUGGCCAGAUGGGAAGGAGGCUCCAGUUGUUCGGAAGUCGCUAGCUGAAAAGCUAAUUCUCUUGGCCAGUCACACGAGUUGGGUUAAAUGCAGUGGGAGGUUGUUGGUUGUUGGUUGUUGGAUUGGUUUGUUGAUUGGUGUCAGAUCAUGGAAAAGUGGAGGGGCGGAAAUAAGGCAGCAAUGAUUGUUAGUUCAAGAGCUCAA
Molecule: messenger RNA, 2446 nt
Organism: Tigriopus californicus
Lineage: Eukaryota; Metazoa; Arthropoda; Copepoda; Harpacticoida; Harpacticidae
Exons: 3
Coding region: 389-1645 (418 amino acids)
Source: RefSeq, a predicted model, not a curated record